Molecule: messenger RNA, 2353 nt
Organism: Anolis sagrei ordinatus
Lineage: Eukaryota; Metazoa; Chordata; Lepidosauria; Squamata; Anolidae
Source: RefSeq, a predicted model, not a curated record
GCCCCCUUGGUUGACGCCAUUUCUGCCAGGAAGGAGAAGAAGCAGAAGGGAAAUUAGGAUUCUAUGGAGCCAACUCUUGGGUUAAUAUAGGAAGACGGAAGAAAUAGUCUCAAGGUGAUGAUCUUGCCGAUUCCUGACUUCACUUACAGAUAAGAAAGGGAAAAAAGUAGUGCCAAGUAUCUGUACUGCAAUUCAACACACAUAUCACUGUUGACAUGGAGGAGAAAGCAUUUAAAUGCCUGGAGUGUGGAAAGAGUUUUACUCAGAGGGAUCAUCUGCAGCAACAUGAAAAGACCCACACUGGGGAGAAGCCCUAUAAGUGUCUGGAGUGUGGACAGAGCUUCAGUUAUCGUUCAUAUCUACAUAGACAUCAAAGAACACAUACUGGGGAGAAACCCUAUGCAUGCUUGGAGUGUGGAAAGAGCUUCACUGAGAAUAGAAGUCUACGUGUGCAUGAAAGGACUCACACUGGGGAGAAACCCUAUAAAUGCCUGGAGUGUGGAAACAGCUUCACUCAUAGUUCAAAUCUACGUAGACAUCAAAGGACCCACAUUGGGGAGAAGCCCUAUAAGUGUCUGGAGUGUGGACAGAGCUUCAGUCAUCAUUCAUAUCUACAUAGACAUCAAAGAACACAUACUGGGGAGAAACCCUAUAAAUGCCUGGAGUGUGGAAAGAGCUUCACUAAUAAUUCAAAUCUACAUGUGCAUAAAAGGACUCACACUGGGGAGAAACCCUAUAAAUGCCUGGAAUGUGGACACAGCUUCACUCAUAGUUCUCAUCUACAAAGACAUCAAAGGACCCACACUGGGGAGAAGCCCUCUAAGUGUCUGGAGUGUGGACAGAGCUUCAGUCGUCAUUCAUAUCUACAUAGACAUCAAAGAACACAUACUGGGGAGAAACCCUAUGCAUGCUUGGAGUGUGGAAAGAGCUUCACUGAGAAUGGAAGUCUACGUGUGCAUGAAAGGACUCACACUGGGGAGAAACCCUAUAAAUGCCUGGAGUGUGGACAGAGCUUCAGUAACAAUGGAAAUCUACGUAAACAUCAAAGGACUCACACUGGGGAAAAACCCUUUAAAUGCCUGAAGUGUGGACAGAGCUUCAUUGAUACUUCAAGUCUCCAUAGACAUCAAAGAACUCACACUGGGGAGAAACCUUAUACAUGCCUGGACUGUGGGCAGAGCUUCACUCAGGGUUCAAGACUGCGUUUACAUCAAAGGACUCACACUGGGGAGAAACCCUAUAAAUGCCUGGAGUGUAGUCAGAGCUUCACUCAGGGUUCAAGUCUGCAUUCACAUCAAAGGACUCACACUGGGGAGAAACCCUUUAAAUGCCUGGAGUGUGGAAAGACCUUCAGUAAUAAUUCAAAUCUACAUGUGCAUAAAAGGACUCACACUGGGGAGAAACCCUAUAAAUGCCUGGAGUGUAGUCAGAGCUUCACUCAGGGUUCAAGUCUGCGUUCACAUCAAAGGACUCACACUCGGGAGAAACCCUAUAAAUGCCUGGAGUGUGGAAAGACCUUCAGUAAUAAUUCAAAUCUACAUGUGCAUAAAAGGACUCACACUGGCGAGAAACCCUAUAAAUGCCUGGAGUGUGGACAAAGCUUCAAUAACAAUGGAAAUCUACGUACACAUCAAAGGACUCACACUGGGUAGAAGCCCUAUAAAUGCCUGGAGUGUAGCAAGAGCUUCAUUCACAGUGGACAUCUACGUAGACAUCAAAGGACUCACACUGGGUAGAAACGCUAUACAUGCCUAGAAUGUGGACAGAGCUUCACUUGGGGUUCAAAUCUGCAUUCACAUUAAAGGAUUCACACUGGGGAGAAAGCUGAUACCUGCCUGGAGUGAGGAAAGAGUUUUACUGAGAGUGAACUUCUACAUUCACAUCAAAUUACUCACACUGGGGAGAAACCCUAUAAAUGCCUGGAUUGUGGACGACACUUCACUCGUAAUUCAAGUCUAUGUUCGCAUCAAAGGACCCACACUAGGGAGAAGCAGUGAAUGGAGUGUGGAAAGACCUUCUCUGAGAGUUCAAAGCUACAUAGACAUAGAAUUCAAAUUGGAAAGACCAGUAGUAUUUGACCCCAGAGAGACUCCCUAAAACAGAACUUUGCCAACUUUUCAUGUUGCUGACACUCUUUUUAGACAUGCUUCCUUUCGCAAUGGAUGUAUGAUUAAUGAUUUUCGGAACGGUCCCAGAUUACAAGUAUGGAUGACAUGAUUUUAAUAGUGAUUAUAAUGUUUAUAUGUUUUAAUGUGCAUUUUUCUUCAAAUUUUUAAUUUCUUAAAUUGUAACUUAAAUGUAUUUGUUGUUCUUUAAAGACAUCAAAUAGUUGCCUUUUGUAAAGCCGCCUUGC